GCACCGAACAGCACUUCUGCACAGAGUGUAAGGAUGGCCUCUUCCUCACGCCCGACGGGACUUGCUCGUCAGCCUGUCCUGACGGUUUCUUCCACCUUCCCGGCGAGGGUGGCAUCGGUGGCGUGUGUCAGCGCUGUGCGGAGAACUGCACCAAGUGCGACUGGUGGGACAGCUGUCAGGAAUGCAAAGCUUCGCGGUAUCUGACACACUACCACUGGUGCACAGAGGAGUGCCCCGACGGCUUCUACGAAGAGGGAGAUGGAGAAGUUGGCAGACUCUGCCUUCAGUGCCCAGAGACCUGCAAUCUUUGCGAGAGCCCUGCGCACUGCAUAGAGUGCAAGAACUCCACGUAUCUCACUCCGGGACAUCAGUGCAAAGGAGACUGCCCAGCGGGCUUCUUCCACGAGGGCAUUUGGGACGUGGGGCGCACCUGCCAGCCCUGCGAGCGAAACUGCCAUCAAUGCCUUUCCGCUACCGAGUGCAUACAGUGCAAGAAUAGCACCUUCCUCUCGGAAAAGCAGGACUGUGUGGAGGCCUGCCCGCCCGGAUAUUAUGGCCAGGGCGAACAGAUUAUCGGAAACACGUGUCACAAGUGCUCCAAAGACUGCGCGCUGUGCGACACCCUAGAGACAUGUCUCGAGUGUACCAACAACACGUACCUCGUGGAUGACAGUUAUUGUGCUGGCGAGUGCAAACAAGGCUUCAUCGAGACGGGUGAGACAAUAAAUGGCCGCUUUUGCGACGAGCUUUGCUUCUGGUGCGAAUGA
This is a messenger RNA of Symbiodinium pilosum, 767 nucleotides long. NCBI's taxonomy places the organism in Eukaryota, Dinophyceae, Suessiales, Symbiodiniaceae. The record is from the annotation of a GenBank genome assembly.